Molecule: messenger RNA, 9466 nt
Organism: Cryptotermes secundus
Lineage: Eukaryota; Metazoa; Arthropoda; Insecta; Blattodea; Kalotermitidae
Product: homeobox protein abdominal-B
Exons: 8
Coding region: 1584-3056 (490 amino acids)
Biological process (GO): regulation of transcription by RNA polymerase II
Cellular component (GO): nucleus
Molecular function (GO): RNA polymerase II cis-regulatory region sequence-specific DNA binding; DNA-binding transcription factor activity, RNA polymerase II-specific
Source: RefSeq, a predicted model, not a curated record
UUAGGAGUUCGAUUCUUGAUUUUCCUGUGAUAUGUUGCAGUAGAGGGCUUGAUAGUCUCUGAUCUCUGACGUAAGGAAUCCUACCAUAUGCAUGGCCUGAACGUUGUCUCAGAAGUCAUUCUAAGCUAGUAGAGACCAGAUAGCUAAACUGGAGAACACAGGAAGGGAAGAAUUUAGACACUGUAAUGUAAAUUAUAGGAUUAAACAGAAAUUGUAUUCUGUUUUUACGUUUGUGAGAUGUUGAAUGCGAGAAAAUGAUUUGUGGUCACAGUGAGUAACAAGCUGAAUGCACAUUACACGUACCUCACAUGCUAUCAAUAUUCCUAAUUUCAUAAUCCUGUGUCCGCAGUUCGAUAUACACUUGUUUUCGCCAGUUCUGUUCUACUCUACGCAUGCAACCAUAGAUGCUGUGUGGUUGGUCCAGAUGGGAAGGUGGGGUUCUUGGUAAGGAAGGGGUGAAGGGACAUGUGGAAUAGUUCAGUGAAGGGAAGGAGGGGAGAUAUCCGAAGGGGCGUGCCGGCGUUGUAUGAGGCCAAAGGUACGGCAAAAGAAGACGCAGCUACGGCGGAGAUGUAGACUCAAAGGAAAUAACGAAAUUAAAAAAGAGAGAGAAGGUAGAAGAGUGAGCGAAAGAAAAGGAUGGUGAACGGGACAAGUCUGUGUCGGGUUCGAAUAGUUGUAUGCUGAAGGAGUGAGAGAGGGGGAAAGAUGUAGUUUUCCAACUGUCAGAAAGAGACGCCGACUCGUAAUGCAAGAGCGCAGAAGCCGUUCCCGUAGUCGUCUGUCUGUCUCUCUCUCUCUCCAGUACAUGGAUUUUUGCUGCCCGCUUUUACGGCGCUGCUUACUCCUAGCUGAAUGCUCAAGCCUACACAAACGGAGCCCUACUCUCCGCAAAGUGAAAUUAUUAACGUGCACUGUCAAGACGGGAAAAUGGAUCAGAACGCGCGCUAUAAUUAGCCUCACAGAAGAGGACAUUCAGAUGGUAAUAUUGAGUGAAUCAGGGUAGACAACAUCUCCAGUUUUCGAGUUCUUACAGACGAAAGGUUAAGUGUGGAAUUGUCUUAAGAAAUAAUACGGGUUUGACAUUUGAUUAAUAACGAAGAAAGAAACCUCACAGGAGGUUGUGACGAGCCUGCAAGGCACCUGCGAAGCGAGUCAGCCAUACAGGUGAAAUGUAGGACACGCUCUGUCGUAACAUCCAUAUUCCUGCCUUCGAAGUGCUUUCAAGUCGGACCACUAAAGAAAAAUUCUGAAGGUCACCUGCUAGCAGGCACAUGUUUUCGCCAUCCCAGAGAGAUCUGAAAACUGUUUACGAGGGAAAUGCCAAUUGAAGCUCCAUGUAACUGCUUGCAAUGGAUUAGAAGUACCAAAUAAUCCGAAGCCGAGAACACGCAUUAGCUCAGCUGACUGGCUGCAGCAUAUCCAUUACGAGUUCCAUGUAAUGCCUCAAAGUGUUCGGCGCCGUGGACAGAAACAUUCACUUCCAGCUCUCUAACAGGAUAGCUUGCGUCUUUCCUCCUGUCACACUGGCCAGUAUACAAGCCACCGGAGCGGGGAAUACCUCCGGGGUGACGUGGUGGGCCAUGAUGAACGGGGGUAUUUACGAGGAAAGCCCACCGCCAGCACCGCCACCACAACAGCAAACACCAGCACCCACACCGAUCAGCAGUUCUGGAGGGGUCACCUCCCCCGGGUCAGCAACUGCACCCCCCUCGGUCACCUCUGCGUCUGCAGUACCUCCCCAAACACCUGCCACUACCUCCUCAGGAGGUUCCUCUACGUCCCCUUCAGCCUCCUCAGUCGCCAGUAAUAAUAACACUUCCAACACGGGACCCCUUCACAUACCUGCUAAACGGUUAACGACAGCGUACGGGGAGUGUCCUAAUGUCGAGCCUGGUGGAGGUGUAAUCAGGCACUCACACCACGGGACGCAGCCCUGGAACUACAGCCCGGUUGAAAACCACCACGGGGCCGGUGCCACUGCCUUCGAGCCGGCAGGCGGCCUCAACCACCACCAGUAUGGCAACGCACCCACGUACUACAACCUGGCUGCAGAACCCUCGGCAGGCAGAGAUGGUCGCAAGGCGGCUACAGCCCUCAGCUUCUGGUCGCCUGCUGCUACAGCUGCUGGGGGUGGUGGUGGUGGUGCAAGUACCGGGGGUGGUGGUACAGCGGGGACCACGACGACUGGGGCAGCCGGGGAAUAUGCCAAGUACAGUACCACCGGGUCGGUCUCGUCCGCAGGAGGACCCAGUUCGGACCCUGCGGUGUCGAGUUCGUGCCAUCAGUCAUUCUCAGCUGCGGCGGCCCAGAGCUGGUGCAAUUAUUCACCGUACUCCACCGCCGCUGCUGCGGCCGCCACGAGGCACCACCACCACGUGGUAGACACGCACCACCACCCUCACCACACCCAGGCCGUGCCUUACCUCAACCCUACGGAUGAAGGGAGAAGGGUGGCGGCCGCCAUGGUAGCGGCUGAGAGUGCUGGCUUCACACACGACAGCUACGGCCUCAGAAACUACGCCCCUGAACCGGUACCUUCUACACCCUACCCACCACCAGUGAUGUGGGGUUCCUCCCCAUCUUCUUUCUUCCCGGCAGGUUCCCUGGCCGGCGUCGGGAUGGGGGUCGGCGUCGGCGUCGGUUGUGGCGCCGGAACCAACCCUCUGGAAUGGACGGGCCAAGUGACGGUCCGGAAGAAGCGCAAACCUUAUUCAAAAUUCCAGACUUUAGAAUUGGAGAAAGAAUUCCUGUUCAACGCUUACGUGUCCAAACAGAAACGGUGGGAACUCGCGCGCAAUUUGAAUCUGACGGAGCGGCAAGUGAAGAUCUGGUUUCAGAAUCGAAGGAUGAAGAAUAAGAAGAACAGUCAGCGGCAAGCGGCGCAACAGCAAAAUAACAACAACAACAGCGCCAAUAACCAUAACCAUCACUCCAGCAGUCAGCACCACCAUGGAAGUCACCAUACACAACAACAUCACGUGGUUGCAAGUCAGAAUCACCACGGAGCUACGACAGCAACCAAUGGAACAGUAGCAGUGAAACACCAUCAGUGACCAAUGGCCUUCUCUGGGGUUGUCUUUGGCCAUCACCACCAGUUUCACCACGGAGUCGCCACUUAAUUUUAUAGAAUUGUAACAAGUUCUUUCAGGCACAAAGGAGACGUCCAAACAAAAUAUAAAGUUCUGUUUAUUUAACGAGAUCAAUGUACCUGUUCAGUCGUGACAACCUGCUUGCCGUCUCAGUGCUAACGCACUAAUCUGGUUAAUGAUUCCUUCAGGAUAUUAAAUAAAUGUGAUGAAACCCGAAACUUAAAACCUUACAAAGAUGUAUGGACCACUCCUUUUGGCAUCGAGUCUUAGUAAUAAUUUUUCCAAAUCUUAUCAAAGUGACGGUGCAGAAACGUAAAAUCUUUAUGAGGCCAUAAGCCAUAUAUAAAACUGUCUCUUGAGGAGCUGCUAGUAAGCUUGUCAUUCUUGAACAAAACCCAAUACUGUAAUAAGUUUAUUGGGUGACUUUUCAAAGAGAUAAGUUUGUUUUAAUGCAAUAUAUUGUGGCCAAAUUAAAAGUAAUAUUAUUCACAAAUAAUUUACUUAAAUAAUUUUAAACUGCGACAUUAGACGCAAGAAAAAUUAAAAAGUGAAAUCGGGAAGAAGAAUUUGUUUCUAAAUGCUGAUGCUGAACCAGACAAAGGUCCUCAAGUCACAAUUAAAAUUCAUGAAAUAUUAUGUAAAAUAAUUUGUUUUAAGAGCUCUAUUAAUAACUUUGGAUGUUUAAGUUGCUGUAUGCGGUGUAUUUAAAUUUGACCAUCACAGGUAACUAUUGCAUUCUUUGCUAACAUGUGCCACCAUUCAAUUCAACUUACUUUUGAGAAUAUAUCAGACUUAUGUGCAGCUCAUGACGUGAAAUCGUAUCCAUGCCACACCGAAUAGAAUUCAGAGAAAGGAGAAGGAAUUUGCUUUCGACAUGAUUUCGAAUGAUGAAUUUUGCGUUCUAUAGUACAAAAUGACAGUCUUCAAAGCAGCUUUGAUCAAGGUAAAUAGCCACAUGAUACCAAAAGCAGUAUUGUAUGCACACCUAACGCCUAUGUAAAGUAAGAGGAGUGGCGAAGAUUCUCAUAAAAUUUCGAUAUGGCCAAAUUGCGUUGAGCAAACACAACUGAAGACAACUCCAGAGGCCCCUUCACAAAAAUUAGAAAGGAAAGGGGACAAGAACGUUUAUUUUUAAAAAUAAUAUUUAAAGAACCAAAAAUCCUAAGAGAAUGUGUUUCCUGUGCUCUUUCAGUGUUAAUAUAGAGAGUAAUUUAUGAUAAAUGUUAGUUUCCUUCUAAAGACCCUGCACAAGAAAAUUAGAGAAACAUUUUGUUUCAACGUAUGUAAAUUCUUCGAAUUCAUGAAUUCUUGCUGUGGGACGAGCAUUGUAGUGUCGUCAUACCAUUCAGCAAAUUUUAGUUUCAUCUGCUGUAGAUGCACGAGUUAUUCCAAUGUUGUACAAUCGUGUGGUGAGUCUGAGAAAGAAGGAUUUAGAAUAAAGCAUUGGUGCAAAUGAGAAGUGAUGAAACACUGGAUAGUGAAAACGACUGUUUUUUACUUAUGAAGUUUUAUGUUGUUUUUACCUGUUAUUAGUUUAAUCGGAAUUGAUAUAUUCAGCUGUUAGCUCCGUUUAACGUCCGCUAUUUUAUAUAUAAGUUAUGCAGAAAACAAAGAUUAUGGAAAAAUAGCUGAAUGUGACUGUUAUUGAAACUGUUAAUUGAAAAUGUUACGUUAGACAAUGCCAUGUCUGUGUAAUGUUUUGUUUCUUUAUUAGUGUACUUACUACUGUUUAUUUUUUGGUUCCUGUUAUUCAAGAAGGUAAAAACACCUUUUGUACAAAGGAUCUGCUGCACUAAAAUAGAUGGAACACAAUUUUUAGGAAAUGGAAAAUAAAAUACAAAUAUAAAUUUUGUAUUUAAUAUGUUCGAAGAAUCGGCAAAAACGAGAUAAUCAAAAUCAGUAUAUAAUGAAAACUUACGUCUGUUAUAACAUAAAUUUUCUGACUUUGUAAUAAUUGGCAAGGAGGUAAAAUUUUGGGAAUAUUAAUUGAAACGAAGAUUUAUAAUUUCUGGAUUUAAAGGUUCGUAGUUCGAUGAAAGUUACCGACGUGUCAGUAGGACAUUCUGCUUUCAUCUUCAGAGUCAACGAGUGAACAAAGAACAAGAAGAAGCCUCCAUGAGACACGAAUCUAGAGCUAACUCUCUUCUUGCGUCCUGUUUGAUGUUUGUUUCUUGAAUGUCUUCUUCUUCAACCCUAAAGAUGGAGGCGAUAUGAUCCACCGAAACGUCGUUUGGCACUCAGUAGAUUACACGGCGUUAUAUCCCAGAGGAUAGAAAACUCUUCAUAUUCACAGAUUUGAGAGCCUCAAAUUGAAUAGAAAUUGAUAUGUUGUCAACGAUUGUGUCUGUGUUGCCUUUUUCAUUGAUCUCAUGAAAACUACCACAGUACUUAUUGAAAUUAGAAGUCAGUAUGUUUAUGUACUUCAUCAUUCUUCAAUCUUAGGAAUGACUCGCCGGGAAUAUAUUUCCAAACCAAGGAAACAUACUUUCAGCCUUCCCCCAGGUAACAUCUUUUUAAAAUUCUCUAAAACGUAAAUUAAAUUAAAUAAUAUUUUGAACUCACGUGAAGCAAUACAGAGAUCUGUGCUGAAGUUUAAAGUGGGCUUCAACAUAUUAAGAUUAUUUUCAAAUUAUUUGAUUAUUAUUAUUUGUAUGAAAUUAGUUUAAUGAUUUACAGCAGUUGAUGAGUGAAACCUGUGUUCUGCAAGAGUUAUUUUCAAUUAAUUGGUUCAUCACUGAGAAAUAUAUUAAAUACUUACACAUCUAGAGGCAAGUCAUUUUGUAAAGGCUAAUAUUGUCACUGUAAAUAAUUGCAAUAUUUAAAGGUGACCAAAAAGUUUCAAUUUCUCUGUGUUUUACGAAGGGACAUUGUAUCUAAAGAUUGGGUGUGUAUGACAGAAAAUAAGAGUAUUCUUUAUUAAUGAGAUUUUCCUAGAACUACGCUGUACAGCGAGCAGUAUUGUCUUAAAAUACAUAAGAUAAACACACUAGGCCAUGUAUGUGUUAACAUAUAUAGUUUUAUUGAAGGCUAGUAUGCUCCAGCUCUCAAAGCAUCCAAUAAUUUUUUAGCUCUCAUGUAAUGAUAAAAGGGCUAGUUCAUCCGAAUUAUAUACACAUUACGUAUGGAUGCCAUAGGUUUCGAAGUUUCCAAAAAGCGUUUUAAAAGAUGAGAGUGAAUUUCUUAUUCUCUCUGCAGAAGCUGUAGAAUUCUCCAAAGAAACGUUUCAGCAGCUCAUUUUUUUCUGUGUCAAUGUGAAGCAGGUGUAAACGGAUAGAAAAAUUAUUAAUGAAAUUUAAAUAUAAGAAAGGUUAAUGCAGUAGUGCAGAUUGUUGGAAGAUGUAACUGCUGCAAAAUUGUAUUAUAGUAAUGUAAUUUAAAGUACAUAAUGCCUAUCGUUCUUUUGUUUUUAAGUGUUACAUGUGUGUAUAUCUCUUCAGAAUGGUUAAAAGUUGACCUCAUUACAUUGUAACUGCGUUGUUAUGUAAUGUACAUGUAUAUCCAUGUGAAUGUAGGCUAAUGAACAGUGUGUUUUGUAAUUGGCGCUUCAUAUGUUAACACAUAAUAUUGUAUCAUAAAUAUAACAAUGUUAAUAAGCUAUUAAAGUGGGUGGAAUUUUGAAAUAUAUACUGUAGGAAAUAAUUUUGAAGGUAUCUCUCUUCUGGGAUGUAAAAUCAUGUAGUCUAGCAUGUGUCUAUUGAAAAUAUUUCGAAACGUCGGUAAAUGCAGAAGGCCCAAAUUAUAUAUACACUUCAUCUCACAAAACAUUUGCUUAAAUAAUUUAUUGAUAUACUUCAAUUCAGGUUUUAAAAUCUCCGCAGAUAACAUCUGUUAAACCGUGUUAUAGAGGUUAACUAGAGACAUUUUGAAAGUUGAAGCAAAGGUAUACUAAUAACUUAUUUAAGAAGAUAUUUUGUAAGUUGAAUUAUGUAUAUAUGUUUUUGGCCCCUCUAUAUAUAUCAAAAUGUAUUACGCUACAUUCAGAUGAUAGAAAUCUUCGCAUAAUAUAUUAUUAAAUUCUCAAAUUUCAAAAAAUAAUUUCUAUAAUUGAAAUUAGUUUACCAGGAUAUAUUUUUUAAAGAACUAUACACAUGUCUGUUCGCUAGAAAAGGGAGCGAAUUAGAUGGUGCAUUUUAGUAAAUUAUGAUAACAGAACAAUAUUUCGAAUGUGGCUACACUAUUUAGAAUUAUACUAUAAAAUCAUAAAUGUUACAUAAUGGUAUAGAAUCUGCUCUUAGGAGGUAUAUGUGUUAUGCCUACAUGUCGAAAAUAUAGUUCAUUUGUGUUUUCACUUGUGUAUAAAUAAAAGGAGUGUAAUAUGUGGUGCGCUAAUUAUGAACAGCAACUGUACAUUUGGUGUACCUUAGCUCGUACAUAAAUUAGAUAAAUAACAGGAGAAAAUCGUAGAGUAGGGCCACUUUAUUGUCAUUCAAAAACUCCGUGUGCGUCUCAACAAUUUUUAUACAUAUUAUGAAUUCCUGAAAAACAAAAUAUAAAUAGUUUGAAAUUCGAUUAAAGGUUUAUACUUAAGGAAUAUCAUGUCCUGUUGUAGGUCUAAGGAAUUAGAGUUAUAUAAGUUUGGUUCAAUAAACUAAUAACAGUUAUGUCCAGCGUUAUUUCAGUAUAUUUAAAUCCAUUAAGAUUGUUACACCAGACAAAUUAAAUCAGUUGCUGAAAGUUGAUAAAAUAAUUUGAUGUUUCUUGCAAGUGGGGUAUAUUGAGUUGCUGUGCUGAGGCGUUGCGAAUAAUCCUUGUUAACCAAGAGCACAUACAUUCCACUCCAUCAUCAGCCUCUGCGUUAUUUUCAUUCUCGGAAGAGGAUACAACAGACGCGGCGCCCCUAAUUUAUUACAUAUUAAACUAGUGGAUUAUUUCUGAUUUUUGAAAAUAAUUCACCCUUAUUUUUUCGAAAACAUGAAUACAAAACAGACAAUUAAAACAAUUUCCCUCCAUUAAGAUAUGUCCCGAAAAAGUAAAUUGGCAAAACCGAUCUCUAGGUAAACGAAUUUUCUAAUAUAGAUUGUAAUAGAUUUCUUUCAAAUACAUUGAUCAUUUUGUAUUCGGAAGAAAGAUGUAUGUAUGUUUGGAAAAAUUAUAAUUAAUUUUUAUUUGCCUUAGAAUACUUUUCAUGCCAAAUUAGUAGGAUUACAUAUACAAAUUCUGUUAUGUUGAGAAUAAACAAAGUCCUAUUUUAUAGAUGAAAUGGCCAUUUACUUCUGUGCAAUGAACCUAGUAGUUUCUCUAGUGAUAAGAGCUGUUAUGUUGGCGUUUAAACAAAGCAGGAGGUAGUUUUGUUUGAAUUUUGAAAAAUAUAUUUUGUUAUAUUAAAUUGGUGAUAGUGAAAUAAGAUUUGAAAUUUUAAAAAAGAUAUUGUUUCAACAGUUUAAACCUGAAAAUAAUAGAAUUUAUUGGUUUUAUUAUUUUGAUUUUAUCUUUUAGGAAACGGUGUAAUCAAUGCAAGAUCUGUGUAUGAUCUUGCAAUGGAAAAUAUUUGAUCCCACCCACAUGUCUACAUACAUGUUAGAAAGUGACAGAAUACAGUAAAUCCACAUGUUCAUUCUCUCCAACUUUAGAAAAAAAUCUAAGCAUGAGAAACAGACUGAAGAGAUGAAUUAAUGAGUACUUUUAUUUAGGGGGGGGGUAAGAAUAUUACAUGUACUUAUGACCUAAUAUUGAAAUUCAGUCAACAUACAUUUAAAAGUGGAAACCAUUUUGUAAGCAACUAUUUUUAUUAGACUUAUGCAUACCUGAACUUAAAUAAGUUUUCAAACAGGAAAAAAUAAACAAGUUAAUUCAGCUUUGGAGCAUAAAUAAAUAUAUUGUUAGGUAUAAUAUUAAAUGUGCAAUAAUAUCACAUCAAAUCUGUUUCCUUUGAUGAAGGGAGACCCUUCAUACCUUCACUGUUCUCGUUCUUUUCUAAGUCGAAAAUACCAGCCUAAUUUUGCUGAUAAUUUUCAUUCUUGUUUGACGUGUAUGUAUUCGUGUGUGGAAAAGAAAGUAUGAAUGAAUGAAUAUAAUUUUAAUCUUUAGGUAUUACAAACAGCUGUCUCAUCUUUUAUAUAUAAACUAAAUUAGCCUAAUAGUUACUAUUUGUCGAUAUUGUUGUGUUCAAAUGUUGAUGCGAUAUAAAUAUUAAGAUUAUUAAGUGUCGUACUUUGUCCGCAUAUUAUGUGUUUUAUAAACAUUGUUUUUAAUUGUCUGUAUAAAAAUAAAGCAUUUUGAAUUACGGCGGUGAUAUUUUGUAUGUUGCAAGUGCGCUAAAUAUAUAGAUGAAAAGGUGUCCUUUUGAUUAUUAUUUUUUCGUGCUGUCUUAAUCAUGAGAUUGUUUUGCCUAUGUAUUCUGUAAAUAAAACGAGGCUUAUUUACAAGAAACCUAA